AUGGGUCAUUACCAAAAUUUCAGACAAAUUUUUAAAGGAUCAAAGACAAAUAUCUCAGAAAUUUGUUAUGCUUUUUAUGGUGGCUUUUGGGCUUACGGGGGAUAUAAUAAUUUACCUACAAUUGCUGCAGAACUUAAAAAUCCUAUUAGAGAUCUCCCAUUAGCUAUGUGGAUUGGAAUGAUAUUAGUUACAGUUUUCAACCUUACCGUUAAUGCUGCAUACUUAACAGUAAUGACUCCUUUAGAAAUUGCCACUUCAAAUGCAGUAGGAGUGACAUUUGGUAAUCAAGUUUACGGCCCUGCAGCUUUCAUUAUACCGGUGUUGGUGGCAUGUUCAUCAUUUGGUACUUCAAAUGGAAGCUUGAUAUCUAGCAGCCGGAUGUUAAACGCAGUUGCCCAAAAAGGUCAUGUGCCAAAGUUUCUUUCCCUUAUACAUAAAAAACAUCACACACCAUCUACUUCUCUGUUUUUUAUAGUAAGUAAUUUACUUGGGGUUAUUGGGAAAAAACCUUUUAUCAUGACAUAUGACAAUGCUUCAAAUAUGACUGGUCAAUAUAAUGGAAUUCUAGCAAAUAUUAAAACAGUGAAUCCAUUUGCUAUAUUUAUACCAUGUUUUGCAUAUUCCUUAAGUUUAGUAGAAAGCAGUACUGUUGAUUGUUGUCGAGCUUCUAGCUCUGGUAUUGUGGUUUUACCUCCUCCGGCUAAUUACCAUAUAAAGGUCACUUUACCAGAUGUCCGCAACGACUAG
Messenger RNA from Hydra vulgaris (swiftwater hydra), 747 nucleotides. The record is from RefSeq and is a predicted model, not a curated record. Lineage: Eukaryota; Metazoa; Cnidaria; Hydrozoa; Anthoathecata; Hydridae.